Molecule: messenger RNA, 1636 nt
Organism: Strongylocentrotus purpuratus (purple sea urchin)
Lineage: Eukaryota; Metazoa; Echinodermata; Echinoidea; Camarodonta; Strongylocentrotidae
Gene: gatd1
Product: glutamine amidotransferase-like class 1 domain-containing protein 1
Exons: 8
Coding region: 149-823 (224 amino acids)
Source: RefSeq, a predicted model, not a curated record
GUUUUCUAAUAUAUAGUAGGGUCCCACGUAUUUGUUUCCGUGUAUAAAGCAAAGAAUUGUUUCAAAGUUCGCUUUAUACGUGGUUUCUUAGAAAUGUGUGGAAAGAGGGAUAUGCCAUUUUGAGUUCAUCUCUGACCUUAACAGAGAUAUGGCCAAGCCACAGUGUCUGUUGCUACUUAGUUCAAGUUCAGAAGGUGGAAUCCAAGCUCAGUCUUUCAUCCAUGCGUUCACCUUGGCUCAUUCAGCCUUCAAUGUACAACUCGCUUCAAUAGAGGGUAGACUAGGAGACUUUGUAGGACAUGAUGAUAACAGUAAAAGAUGGAUAAGUGACUUCCGUUCAAAGCCAUACUCCAUGCCUCUCAGACUGGAUGUUGUUGAACCUUCUAGAUAUGCAGCUUUGUUGAUACCAGACUGUACAGGCGCCCUCUACGAUUUGACCAAGGACAGGAUUUUAUGUGACCUCAUCAGACACUUUGUUGCUGAAAAGAAACUGAUAUGUGCCAUAGGAUCAGGGGUAGCUGCUCUCUGCUCAACCAAGAAGACAGAAGGCAAGUUCUCAAAAUGGCUCUUUGCAUCUUACUGUCUUACUGCUCCCUCAGUGUAUGAGUUGGUGAGAUCAUCGUCAUUCGCCAGUCUUCCCAUAAUUCUUGAGGAUUUUAUCAAAGACAAUGCUGGAAAAUAUACAGCCAGUGAAGCAGGUGCUAUUCAUGUAGUUGUUGAUCGCUGUCUCAUCACGGGACAAAACGAAGCAUCCACCAUCAUGGCAGUCCAGAACCUGAUACUGGCUACAAACUCAAGGCAAGGUAAACCAGUGGGAUGGUAAGGCUCAUGGAAUAUAUAGAGGAUGAUCUACAGUAUGUUGUUUCUACCACAGGGUAUGCCUUGGAAGUAUUGGUAUAUGUAGCCGUCUAGAACCGUGUAAACUGUGUGAACUCUUUAAAGCACCUCUGCACUAGUUUGGCCAGGAGGGAUUAGAUCUCCCUGCAUGGUUACUGACAGAUGGUUAUCUCAUCAAAUCAACUAACAAUUAACAUAAGAAAAAGGGGAUCAUGGGGGACCAAUGGUCACAGAUUAGGCAUUGUUUGCUAUAUAGAUAGUGCAAGUAGUGCAGUGGGGCUUUAAGAGAGGAUGCCAAAUAAAUCCCUCAAAAAAGUUUUGGAACUCAAUUUGGUCUAUUUAUAGCUCUCUGAUCAUGGCAAAAUCAUUGUUUUUAUUGUUAUUAUUAGAAAGUGUGUUUACUCCUCUUUAAAAAGAUACCAUAUUUGUAAUGAUUCCGCAGCCAUGGAGUGAGCAAUACAUAAGGAUUAAAGGGUAGGGUCAAAAGUGAAAAAUUGCAAAAUGAACUGGUAAACACUGGCACUGUAAUUUAAAGCACUCUACUUCUUUGACAUAAGAGACUGUGAUUUUUGUAAAUGACAAUGGGGCUUUUGUUCCCAACUGAAGAAUCUGGUAUUGAUUGAAACUCCUGCACUUUGGUGACUUGUCAAGCAAGAUUCAGUACUGUUCGGUCAUCAAACUUUCUGAAGCAUCAAGUCUAGAUUUACACAUGUUGAAAAGGCCAGGGGGGUGUUUCACAAAGAUCCUAAGUUGAACUUAUCUCUAAGUUUGACUUAAAAAGUAUGGAAAGCCAUUUAAU